Messenger RNA from Cercospora beticola, 2933 nucleotides. It is a transcript of the gene MKT1, whose product is annotated as Mkt1p. Gene Ontology annotation, molecular function: mRNA 3'-UTR binding. The record is from RefSeq and is a predicted model, not a curated record. Gene Ontology annotation, cellular component: nucleus. Lineage: Eukaryota; Fungi; Ascomycota; Dothideomycetes; Mycosphaerellales; Mycosphaerellaceae.
CUGUUGUUCAUAUUGCACAUAUCUGCUUCGCUUUCCCAUCAACCUCGCUCGGACACAAACCCAAAAUCGCGACGAACAAGACAGGACGACUGGCCCGAGCAUUUACAACCUGUCUUCCGUGACGCCUCGCCAGCAACUCGAUCCCGCGCGCUAAGUGAGCUCGCCGACAGCAUGGCGGAAUCCCUAGCGUUUCGGGAAUGGGCUAAGAACGAAGGUCUUGUGAAAGCAGUACCCAUCUCAGAUUUCGAAGACGCUGUGAUCGGCUAUGAUGCAGAAGACUUCAUCAAUAUUUUACUUGUGCAAGAAGGCACAAGAGAGCCUCUCCUACCCGCUCUUGGCGGCCUGCCGUUUGCCCUGAGGUCUCACAUAGACCGCGAGCUCGCAAACAUCGAGAAGUUCACUAAGAAGAAACCACUAUUUGUGUUUAACGGUCUCGACCUCGAUCUCUAUGACCGUAAGUUCAUCAGCAAAGAAAGCGAGCGAGCUGUCAGAAUUCUGGAAGAAGCAUGGCGAGUGUACGACAAUGGAGAUGGCGAUGCUGCCGUGAGAGCAUUCGAGAGAGCGUGCACAUAUCGCACGGGUCACAUUCUGCGCUUCCUGUACCACUACCUCCACGAAAAGGGCGCCCACGUAAUGGUCGCGCCAUACAGCGCAGCAGCACAGCUGGCAUACACGGACGGCAUCAGAGGUGUGGCGGCCAGCCAUGGCUCCGCAUCAUUGCUCGCAUUCGGCAUUGAUAGAUUUGUUCUGCACUUCGACUGGGACGCGCAGCUGGCCCACUUCAUCGACCGCGAUUCAGCGUUAGCGCAGCUUAACAUGACCACAGAGCAGCUGACGGACCUGCUCAUGUUGUCAGGCCUGCUGAUACUUCCACCAAUUCCCGAAAUCGUCAGAGAGGGUCAAGUGCCGAGCAUUGCUGCCGCGCGACAAGUGCUCGGGCAGGCCGGCAUGAAUGGCUGGCAAGCCGCACAGCAAUCGAAAGACAAGGACUACGAGACAGCAUUUAAGAAGGCGAGGCUUGCAGUCAAAUUCAUGAUUGUUUGCGAACGUAAUGGAGACUACAAGCAGCUCAACUUCAGUGAAUCACCAAAUGAUCUGGCGCAAGUAAUUGGAACACGAUACCCGAUCGAAAUCUACCACUAUCUGAACCGGGGCGUCAUCGGCCCUCGGAUUCUGAAUUGGCGCGCGCACAAGGAGAUAUUUGAGUCACCGCCACUUGAUGGCGGCAGUGCAGCGGCAUACCGUGAGCUUGUGCAAAAGAAACUGCAACCUCUGCAUUUACGUUCGAUCGUGAUACUGAGCUCGCGGUUGGGUCGAUACUACCAGAGUUACAAUGUCGACUUAAUUUGCUGGUUCAACGAGAAGGACAAGCAGACGCUGGAUAUCAAGGGCAAUCCGGCAGUCAGCACACCGAGCAAGGAGCCUGAAAGUUGGCACGUACGCGACAACCUGCGACGAACAUCGUCCGCCGCAGAACGCAUUGAUCUCAACGCAAACCCGAUACACUAUGCCAUCACGUGGUUGUCAGACGAUACACUGGCGAAGAAGUCCUUGACUAAGAGGGAAAAGGAUCAACAUUCAGUACUGACUACUCCGGCGGAGUUGCUCUCUAAUAUUACCUGGCGCUUCCUGCACGAUCGAGGUUACAUCAACUCCUCUGAUCAUACGCUGACAGCGUGGGGUAAAGCCCUCAAGGCGGCAUUCGAAAAGGCCGCAGCAGACAAGUAUCUUGGCGCUACAACGCCGCCGCGCGAGGCAGAAGAAGCUAUCUUCAUCGCCUUCGAGCUAUUGCGCCUGGAUUUACUCAAUGGCAAGGACCUCUUUCCUGGUGUCUCUGGUGGUGCCUCUAGAGGGACAGACCAGGACAAGACGAAUGUGCAGCUUAUCACUCGUGUUGCUACACUGGGAUCAUUCAGGCAUCAAAAUAUCGGGUAUACCGGACCUCUAUCGCGAAACACGCUUGCCUAUCAUCAACUCGCAGCUGCGGUACGCAACAGCCUGCGCGAUCUCGUUGAGGUACAUGCAGUGAACCUCCUGCUUGGGGGCAGUGCGGUGCGCGUCCGCGACUCUGAGGAGUAUGUCGAACUAGGCGGCCGCCUACCAUUCCUCAAGGAGCCCGAUGUUGGGCUCGCGUUGGUGGUUAAGAGUUACCUUGAUGAGAUGUGUCAGCCACCGGAGCGCCGAACCGAUGUGCGGAAGUGGUUCACCCACGCAGAAGAUAUCGACGGCGACAUUCAACGGGCCUGGAAAUUGUGGGGUGCAAUCAACGCAGGCAUUCAGGCUGCCGAUGGGGCAAUCGUGGGCCCCGAGACUCGCGAUGCGUUCGAAGUUGCUGAUAGCUGGCUGCAAGGAAAGCACGUACCACACAUGAACGGGACCAACGGGGCGGACUAGGAUCUCCUCGGUAGGAAACGGGUUGUUGUUGUUGGCUCGAGCCUCACCUGCAACAUGCUCACGCGCAUGCUGAGCGAAGACUAUCCUUCUCCUUGAUGUUUUCAGGAGGCCCCAAGUAUGUCGAUUGCGAAUCGACAAGGCUACACAUCAUGGACUGGGGGGCUUUUCAGAUCUUGCAGCGGUAGAGGAUGUGAAAAACGAGCCAACUCAUACCCCAAAGGCCGAGGCCUGCUCAUUUUGCCAAUUCGGGUGCCUAUCGUACAUUUCAUGUUCUCUGCAUUCAUUACACCCAAUGUCAGCAGCCCUGCCAAUUACCGGAGGCUAUGUGCCCCUUCCAUCUUCGACCUCUAUUCCCGCCGUGCAUCUACAGAGUGAAUUUCCAGCGCGAGUAGCACGCCUUUCCUCAGCACAUAAGGUGUUCUGCUGACGUUCGCGCUUCCUAGCUCCGGGUCGUGGAGCUUCUUGACAUCGCGCUGAAGGUCAAUGUGCGAGAAGCCGUUCGGUGGAAAUGGGCCACCCUCAACCACUGGUAUUUGCGG